Diutina rugosa is the source of this 984-nucleotide messenger RNA. It is a transcript of the gene TFB3, whose product is annotated as TFIIH/NER complex subunit. The transcript has a single exon. NCBI's taxonomy places the organism in Eukaryota, Fungi, Ascomycota, Pichiomycetes, Serinales, Debaryomycetaceae. Gene Ontology annotation, biological process: nucleotide-excision repair; regulation of transcription by RNA polymerase II; positive regulation of cyclin-dependent protein serine/threonine kinase activity. The record is from RefSeq and is a predicted model, not a curated record. Bases 1 to 984 code for a protein of 327 amino acids. Gene Ontology annotation, cellular component: transcription factor TFIIH holo complex. Gene Ontology annotation, molecular function: cyclin-dependent protein serine/threonine kinase activator activity.
AUGAUUGCUGAGGACGACGGAAGCAAGGACAUGUGUCCGAUCUGCCGGACAGACCGGUACCUCUCUCCCAACAUGGUGUUUCUCAUCAACCCCGAAUGCUACCAUAAGAUCUGUGAGCUGUGUGUCGACAGAAUCUUCUCAUUAGGGCCGCUGCCGUGCCCGUACCCUGGGUGUGGAAAGAUUCUCCGGAAGAAUCGGUUCAAACACCAGGUAUUUGAGGAUAUUAAGGUCGAACGAGAGAUCGAUAUCCGCAAGCGGGUGUGCACCAUAUACAACUCUACAGAAGAGGAUUUUGAUACGCCGCAGGCGUACGACGAGUAUUUGACGAAAGUGGAAGAUAUUAUAUUCAAUUUGUCCCAUGGCAUCGACGUGGAGGCCACUGAAGCCGCCCUCACCAAAUAUGAACAGGAUAACAAGAUUGCUAUUCUCGAGAAGCUGAUGCGAGAACUGAAAAAGAAUGCUGACGUGCUUAAGUUUCAGGAGAGUGUGGAGAAGCUCAAACAGGAGAAGCUCAAGAUCCAGCGGCAAAUGGAGUUGGAGGACUUGGAGUUCAAGCGCAAGCAACAGCAAGAACUUUUGGAUAAGCUUUCCCAUUCGCUGAACACUCUGGAAGAGUUACUUAGACAACAACAGGCGGCGACGCUCAAACGUACCGAGCUCAGAAAACGUGAGCUUGAACAGAUCAACCAACAGUUGGAGGCUAACUUCAACGAGAAUAACCCGUUGGUGGAACGCAAAGAGACUCCCAAGAUGCCGUUCACUCCCUUCUGUGGUGACCGUGACCCCCACCCUCUUUACAAGUUGGCGGGCACCGAUGGCGAUGGCUAUUACGAUCCGUUUGCUCUGGAAUUGGCAAAGAACAAGGAGUAUUUGGCUGGUGGGUGGCGUAUCAACGAUGUGUUUGCACGAGUAUUGGACGAAACGUUCAUGGGGCUCGGCUGUGUGAUCGGGGAAGAGAAAAAGCCCCAGGAAGCCACGGCGUAA